GAGUGCCAUGUGUGGCGUGUCUGCGCUGUGAGGUGACUCCUGUCCUGCAGGAGCUGGAGAGCGACUCUGCUAGAGUUAGUCUGUGAUGUGACAAGUGAAGACAGGAAUGACACAAGUGGAAAGCAGCCCGCUCUGAAGAGAAGAGAAGCAGAGACACGUGCAAGGUAUUCUGAGGCGCUGCAGAGCCGCAGCCCCUCGGCCAGCUCCAGACCCUGCGUAGGACCAGGACCACGCUGGACGAAGUUGGGGCCAAAGCUGGGCCAAGAUGGCGUCUGUGUUUCGAAGCGAGGAGAUGUGUCUGUCACAACUCUUCCUCCAGGUGGAGGCUGCAUACUGCUGUGUGGCCGAGCUGGGGGAGCUUGGAUUGGUUCAGUUCAAAGAUUUAAACGUGAACGUGAACAGCUUCCAAAGGAAAUUCGUGAAUGAAGUCCGAAGGUGUGAGUCACUGGAGAGAAUCCUCCGUUUUCUGGAAGAUGAGAUGAAAAAUGAGGUUGUUAUUCAAUUUCCUGAGAAGUACCCAGCCACGCCUCUCCCCCGGGAAAUGAUUACCCUGGAGAUGGCUCUAGAAAAACUAGAAGGAGAGUUACAGGAAGCCAACCAGAACCAGCAGGCUUUGAAGAAAAGCUUCCUUGAACUGACGGAACUCAAAUAUCUCCUGAAGAAAACUCAGGAUUUCUUUGAGACGGAAACCAACUUAGCUGAUGAUUUCUUCACUGAAGACACCUCCGGUCUCCUGGAAUUGAGGACUGUGCCUGCCUACAUGACUGGAAAGCUGGGGUUCACAGCUGGUGUGAUAAACAGGGAGAGGAUGGCCUCCUUUGAGAGGUUGCUGUGGCGCGUUUGCCGAGGAAACAUCUACUUGAAGUUCAGUGAGAUGGAUACACCCCUGGAGGAUCCUGUCACGAAAGAAGAGCUUAAGAAGAAUAUAUUCAUCAUAUUUUAUCAAGGAGAGCAGCUCAGGAAGAAAAUUGAGAAGAUCUGUGAUGGGUUUCGAGCCACCAUAUACCCCUGCCCAGAGGCUGCGGCCGAGCGCAGAGAGAUGUUGGCCGGUGUCAACGUGAGGCUGGAGGAUUUAAUCACGGUCAUUACACAAACAGAUUCUCACCGUCAGCACCUGCUGCAGGAAGCGGCUGCCAACUGGCACUCCUGGGUCAUCAAAGUGCAGAAGAUGAAGGCCAUUUACCACAUCCUAAACAUGUGCAACAUCGACGUCACCCAGCAGUGCGUCAUCGCGGAGAUCUGGUUCCCAGUGGCAGACACUGGGCGCAUCAAGAGGGCGUUAGAGCAAGGCGUGGAACUGAGUGGGUCUUCCAUGGUCCCUAUCAUGACCACAGUGCAGCCUAAAACAGACCCUCCUACAUUCAACAGGACCAACAAAUUCACUGCUGGCUUCCAGAACAUUGUCGAUGCCUAUGGCGUAGGCAGCUACCGGGAGAUAAACCCAGCUCCCUAUACCAUCAUCACUUUCCCCUUCCUGUUCGCUGUGAUGUUUGGUGACUGUGGUCAUGGAAUCGUCAUGUUCCUGGCAGCCCUGUGGAUGGUUCUUAACGAGAAAAACUUGCUUGCCCAGAAGUCAACCAAUGAGAUUUGGAACACCUUCUUCCAUGGACGCUACCUGAUCCUACUUAUGGGUAUCUUCUCCAUCUACACGGGCUUGAUCUACAAUGACUGCUUCUCCAAGUCUCUCAACAUCUUUGGCUCUUCGUGGAGUGUCCAACCCAUGUUCAGAAAUGGCACAUGGAAUACUCAGGUAAUGCAGACAAAUACGUUGUUACAACUGGACCCAGCCAUGCCAGGAGUGUAUUCUGGAAAUCCAUACCCAUUUGGAAUUGAUCCGAUUUGGAACUUGGCUUCAAAUAAACUCACAUUUUUGAACUCCUACAAGAUGAAGAUGUCGGUGAUCCUGGGAAUUGUCCAGAUGGUUUUCGGUGUCAUUCUCAGCCUUUUCAACCACGUACACUUCAGAAAACCUCUCAACAUCAUUCUGCAAUUCAUCCCGGAGAUGAUUUUUAUCCUGUGUCUGUUUGGAUACCUGGUUUUCAUGAUCAUCUUCAAGUGGUGCCAAUUUGAUGUCCACGUGUCCCAGCACGCCCCGAGCAUCCUCAUCCACUUUAUCAACAUGUUUAUGUUUAACUACAACGACCCUUCUAACGCGCCCCUGUACAAACACCAGCAAGAAGUGCAAAGCUUCUUUGUUGUUAUGGCUUUGAUUUCUGUGCCGUGGAUGCUUCUGAUUAAGCCGUUCAUUCUUAGAGCCAAUCAUCGGAAAUCUCAGCUACAGUCAUCCAUGGCCCAGAUUGACGCCAGAGAGGACACUGAAGGUGACAACUCCAGCCCUUCCACCAGUUCUGGUCAGAAGACUUCUGCAGGUGUCCAUGGAGCUGAAGAUGACCAUGAGGGAGAGUUCAACUUUGGGGACGUCUUUGUCCACCAGGCCAUCCACACCAUUGAGUACUGCCUGGGCUGCAUCUCCAACACGGCCUCAUACCUUCGGCUCUGGGCCCUCAGCCUGGCUCAUGCACAACUGUCUGAAGUGCUCUGGACCAUGGUGAUGAACAUGGGCCUUUCCCUGCGAGGCUGGGCAGGACUCAUUGGGGUGUUCAUCAUUUUUGCUGUGUUUGCUGUUCUGACAGUAGCCAUCCUUCUUAUCAUGGAGGGUCUCUCUGCUUUCCUGCACGCCCUGAGACUGCACUGGGUGGAGUUCCAGAACAAGUUCUAUGCUGGAGCUGGUUACAAGUUUUCUCCGUUCUCCUUUAAAAGCAUCCUGGAAGGGACAUCGGAGGAGUAGGCUGCAAGUCUGCACCCCCGUGCCUGUCUCUGCCAGAAAAGAAGUCCAGUCUCAUUUGUGAUGUCAGCCCUUGCAUGGCAUCCGCCGGAAUGAUUGUUCUUGGCGACCCUGAAGCAUGAAGCUAUGUAGUACUUGGUUAUGAGCCAUGGGGUUUGGUAUGACCUAACCGCAUCGUAGAGGAACGACUUUGACAAGUUAUUUUAACUGUCAAAUAAACUGUGGGGUCUUAAUCACACAUGAUAAAACGAUUGAGAAAUGAGGGGAAAGUGCUAGCCAAACUGAUGUCUUCUUGCUAUUUUAAGUAUUAUAUUGAAGAAAAUAAACGUUUAGACCUAUCACUUUUUCUUUUCUUAUUUUUUUAGUUGCCAGAGGGUGAGCAUGCUCACCAGA
Tupaia belangeri chinensis (Chinese tree shrew) is the source of this 3178-nucleotide messenger RNA. It is a transcript of the gene ATP6V0A4, whose product is annotated as ATPase H+ transporting V0 subunit a4. Gene Ontology annotation, molecular function: ATPase binding; proton-transporting ATPase activity, rotational mechanism. Gene Ontology annotation, biological process: vacuolar acidification; proton transmembrane transport. Gene Ontology annotation, cellular component: vacuolar proton-transporting V-type ATPase complex; vacuolar proton-transporting V-type ATPase, V0 domain; plasma membrane. The coding region runs from base 266 to 2788 and encodes 840 amino acids. Lineage: Eukaryota; Metazoa; Chordata; Mammalia; Scandentia; Tupaiidae. The transcript has 23 exons. The record is from RefSeq and is a predicted model, not a curated record.